This is a messenger RNA of Pyrenophora tritici-repentis Pt-1C-BFP, 1500 nucleotides long. Its product is annotated as TruB, Pseudouridine synthase. NCBI's taxonomy places the organism in Eukaryota, Fungi, Ascomycota, Dothideomycetes, Pleosporales, Pleosporaceae. Gene Ontology annotation, cellular component: box H/ACA snoRNP complex. The record is from RefSeq and is a predicted model, not a curated record. Gene Ontology annotation, biological process: snRNA pseudouridine synthesis; box H/ACA sno(s)RNA 3'-end processing; rRNA pseudouridine synthesis. Gene Ontology annotation, molecular function: RNA binding; pseudouridine synthase activity.
AUGGCUCUCGUGCAGACCGACCCCGACGCGUAUGUGAUUAAGCCAGCGGCGGCUGCGCCUGCCAUCGACACCAGCGACUGGCCGCUGUUGCUCAAGAACUAUAGCGACUUGCUCGUUCGCACAUCCCACUACACUCCUAUUCCUAAUGGAUGCGCGCCAUUAUCGCGAGACCUCAAGUCGUACAUUAGCUCUGGUGUGAUCAACCUCGAUAAGCCCUCCAACCCGUCUUCGCACGAAGUCGUGUCAUGGAUCAAGCGCAUGCUGAGGGUUGAGAAGACUGGCCACAGUGGUACUCUUGAUCCCAAGGUUACCGGUUGCUUGAUCGUUUGCAUCGAUCGCGCCACCCGUCUCGUCAAGUCCCAGCAAGGUGCCGGAAAGGAGUACGUGUGCGUGAUUCGCCUGCACGAUAAGCUGCCUGGAGGCGAGGCACAGUUUGCGCGCGCCCUUGAGACGCUUACCGGAGCUCUUUUCCAGCGCCCGCCGCUGAUUUCUGCCGUCAAGCGCCAACUCCGCAUCCGAACCAUCCACGAAAGCAAGCUCUACGAGUUCGACAAUGAGAGGCAGUUGGGUGUAUUCUGGGUCAGCUGCGAGGCUGGGACCUACAUUCGUACUCUUUGCGUACAUCUUGGUCUUUUGCUUGGUGUUGGUGCGCAUAUGCAGGAGCUUCGCCGUGUGAGGAGUGGGGCUAUGGACGAGACCAAAGACCUUGUCACUCUGCAUGACGUUCUUGACGCCCAGUGGCUGCACGACAACAACCGUGACGAGGCCUAUUUGCGCAAGGUCAUCGCACCUCUCGAGAGUCUUUUGAUGAGCUACAAGCGCAUUGUCGUAAAGGACAGCUCGGUAAACGCAAUCUGCUACGGAGCCAAGCUCAUGCUCCCGGGUCUGCUGCGAUUCGAGAAGGGCAUUGAGAUCCACGAGGAGGUUGUUCUCAUGACCACCAAGGGUGAGGCUAUCGCGCUUGCCUACGCGCAAAUGUCAGCCGUCGAGAUGUCUUCAUGCGACCAUGGUGUAGUUGCGAAGAUCAAGCGUGUCAUCAUGGAGCGCGAUCUCUACCCCAGGAGGUGGGGUAUGGGCCCAGUUGCUACUGAGAAGAAGAAGAUGAAGGAGGCCGGCACGCUCGACAAAUUUGGCCGACCCAACGACAAGACGCCUGCCAAGUGGAACACUGAGUACAAGGACUUUAACAGGAACGACGUUGACGGCGCCUCGGCACCCGUUGCUCAGACUACAUCGACUGCCGAAGUCCUCGCUGCUCCUGCCAUCCCUGCGACCGGUCUUACCUCAACAGAAGAGGCUGAGGCGGAAGCCGAAGCCGGUGCUGCCGAUGCGGACUCGAAGAAGAGCAAGAAGCGCAAGAGCCGAGGUGACGGCGAGGAAGAGGCCGACGAAGACAAGGCUGAGCGCAAAAAGAAGAAGAAGGAAGAGAAGGCUGCAAAGAAGGCGGCAAAGAAGGACAAGAGAAAGAGCAAGGGCGGUGAUGACAGCGACUCCGACUAA